Molecule: messenger RNA, 1281 nt
Organism: Hevea brasiliensis (rubber tree)
Lineage: Eukaryota; Viridiplantae; Streptophyta; Magnoliopsida; Malpighiales; Euphorbiaceae
Exons: 3
Coding region: 1-1281 (426 amino acids)
Source: RefSeq, a predicted model, not a curated record
AUGCAUGCGUCCCGGCAAGAAGGUCUAGAUGUAUGGAAAAUUACUCGUUACAAUGGACCUCAUACGUGUUCAAAUCCAGCCAUCUCAAAGGAUCAUUACAAAUUGGAUUCAAAAAUUAUUUGUCAUUUCAUAAUGCCUUUAGUUGAACAACAACCGAGUGUAAAGAUUUCAGCCUUACAAGCUGAAUGUAAAGACAAAAUCGGUUAUGAACUUAGUUAUAGGAAAACUUGGAAGGCAAGACAUAUAGCAAUUGUAAAGAUUUAUGGAGGUUGGGAAGAAUCUUAUGGUCGGUUGAGACGAUUAAUGAUAACAUUGUGCAAGCAAAACCCUGGAUCUCCUGUCCUAAUUGAAGAUGAUGAAUUAUUUAUCGAUAAUCAUUUAGUUUUGGGAUACAAGGUUUUUGACCGGAUGUUUUGGUCAUUUAAACAAUUAAUUGAGGGAUUUAAGCAUUGUCGCCCUAUUAUAUGCAUUGACUCCACUUUUUUGUACGGGAAGUAUAAAGGCUGUUUAUUUUGUGCAACAGCCCUGGAUGGAAAUAACCAUAUCUUUCCCAUUGCAUGGGCCAUUGUUGAUUGUGAAGAUGGAAGGAAUUGGGACUGGUUUAUGAAAUGUUUAAGAGUGUUUGUCACUGACCGAGAAGAUAUAUGUGUCAUAUCGGACAGACACAAAGGGAUUAUAAAGGCAAUGCAGGAUGAUUGGUGGCAACCUCCUACAGCUCAUCACCGGUUUUGCAUUCGGCACAGCUUAAGCAAUUAUAAUACGAAGUUUAAGAAUUCAGUCAUGAAAGACGCAUUAUGUAAGGCUGCGCAUCAAAACCAAAAGAAGAAAUUUUAUGAAGCAAUGUACAAAAUUCGAGAUAUGCAUCAAGAAACAUAUGAUUGGGCAGUAAAGAUAGAUUCGCAAAAGUGGACUCGAUCUCAUGACGGAGGUAAAAGGUAUGGGUCAAUGACGACAAACACUAUUGAGUCAAUGAACGGAAUGCUUAAAGGAUUACGUGCAUUACCAAUAACUGCAAUGUUGGAACGAACAUUGAAAUGUUAUGAGUUAAUGUUCCAUGCUCUUGGAGAUGAAGUUUAUUGGCCAGAAUCAAAUGGCGAUCCUCUUGUUCCUGACUCAACAAGGAAAAGGCAGAAAGGGAGACCAAUGUCCAGUAGAAGGAAUAACAAAAUGAAUUGGAUGCUUAAGGGAAAAUUAAGGGAGAGGUCAACAAUCUACUGUUCCAUUUGUCGUGAACCAGGACAUAAUAGACAAAGUUGCCCUAUAAAGAAUGUAGAUCGUUAA